Podospora anserina S mat+ is the source of this 1125-nucleotide messenger RNA. RefSeq lists its product as uncharacterized. Lineage: Eukaryota; Fungi; Ascomycota; Sordariomycetes; Sordariales; Podosporaceae. The record is from RefSeq and is a predicted model, not a curated record. Bases 1 to 1125 code for a protein of 374 amino acids. The transcript has a single exon.
AUGCAUACCGCAGGUGUUAUUUAUGCCGUCCUCCUGAUGGCUCUGCCAUUGGUAGACUUUGCAAUCGCCCAUUCAAGUCCUUACUCAAUCCUUGAUGUGACCGCUUCUGCUUCUCAGGCUCAGAUUGAUGGUGCCUAUGAGGACCUGCUACAGACCUUGCAAGAUCAAAACGAAAAGGGACUGUGGUCGGGAGAAGGCGACCAGGAGCUGCUUGCCAAAAAGAUUGCCGAGAUUCAGAACGCCCACCUUACACUCACUGAUUCUUUGGAGAGAUGCUUUUGGCACCGCGACACUGGUGUUCGAGAUUGGUAUGGUCGACCCUUUCUUUGCUGGGACGAGAUGGUCAAAGACAAGCUCGAGGCGUUGAGGGAUGCUAUUGCCCAGGACGACUUCUCGAAGCUGACCUGGCGGCCUCGCUCUUCCAGAUACUCUAUGCUUCCGGCCGCAAAGCCAGACCAAGAGCCGGCCCAAGUUACUGACAGCUCAUCCACGCAGGAGCCUCUUGUGACUACAACAGAGACGCCCGAACACAAAACUAGCAAGGUCGAUGUUGUCACGGAGCCAGCUGCCAAGGUUACUCCCGAACCUAUCACCACCAAGGCUGCUGACGAAGUGACCAGGGCCUGGUCAACUAUCAGCGCCGUGUUAAGUUACCCUGUCACCGUUGUCAUUCCUCAGCUCGGGACCUGGUUCGCCGCUGCCAAGCCCAUUGUUGUCUCUUACUCCGAGAUGGCUCUGGCUCAGGCCAAGACCUGGUUGGCUAUCCUCUGGGCCUUUGUCUGGCUCGUCGCCACCACCGUCUGGUCCUACCUCACCACCUCCUUCAAGCUCGCUCGGAAAUACCUCGGGCCUCUGGCACCCUCACCUUCAUCGGAAUCUAUCCCCGCAGACGCCGCCCCCCAGCCUACCAUCAGAUCCAAUGCCGGCUUCAACGCCGGCAUUAUCAGGUCUCUGGAUGGUGAGCAGGAGACGGUCCUGACCAAACUCACCUCUCUCGCCCCCAUCCCUGACAGCACUGCUACGGUCUUGUUGGCGAGCACUACUAACCCACUGCGUUACCAGUCUCAGUUUGGUUCGGCGACUGCCCGGAAGGUGAGCACUGUUACUACCAAACCUUCUUACUAA